UCACAGCCGGAACCUCCUCGUUGGUGUUGGUUGUUUCCAGUCGGUCUCAGUUCCUCGGCCCCCUCACGUGUUUUCUCUCUCGUCUCGAUUCGGCUCCGUCUCUGCGGUUCGCCUGUUCGUGUUCAGGUUCUUUUAUCCGGUAAAAUCUUCCGCUGCUACGUGAUAUGGCGGGUGCCGGGAGCUCUUUGUUCGCCGGCUUCCGGGUUCUGGGACUUUAUUGCAACCACGUGCCGCACGCGAUCAGGUACCACAAAAAGCACCGAGAGUUCUACGUCGUGACGGCGGUCGGUAAAUGUUUCCACACGUACAAUGUGAACAGGUUGGGGAUUGUCGCUGUCAGUAACAGCCUUACAGAUGACAUCAGCUGUGUGGCAGCAGACAGGAUGUUGGUGUUCGCCGCCGCUGGACGACUCAUCAGCGCCUUCGCCAGGAACAAAGAGGUGGUGAUGUGUUAUCAAGGACACAAACAGGAAGUGCGUCUGCUGCUUCCUCUGGGUGAUCAGCUGAUCUCUGCUGACAGUGGCGGUGAUGUCAUUGUGUGGGAUGUCCAGGGAGGGGACAUUUACCUGCGGCUGCAGUUUGACCCUACCUCCUUUGACGUGUCGGCCAUGAUGCACCCCAGCACCUACCUGAACAAGGUGCUGCUGGGUAGUUCCCAGGGUGCACUGCAACUCUGGAACAUCAAGACCAGUAAGCUGUUGUUUACCUUCCCUGGCUGGUCAGCAGGAGUCACUGUUCUGCAGCAGAGUCCUGCAGUCGAUGUGGUUGGUGUUGGCACGGCGACAGGUCGCAUCAUCAUUCACAACAUUCGGUUGGAUGAGAUGCUCAUGAGCUUCACGCAGGACUGGGGACCAAUCAGCUCGCUCGCUUUCAGAACAGACGGUCCUCCUAUCCUGGCGUCUGGCAGUCCUCAGGGCCACAUUGCAUUCUGGGAUCUGGAGCGGCGCCAGCUGGUCCUUCAGCAGAGAUACGCUCACAGCACAGCCAUUGCUGCGGCAACUUUCCUUCACGGAGAGCCGCUGUUGGUCUCGAAUGGAGCCGACAACGCCAUUAAGGUGUGGAUAUUUGACCAGGAAGGGGGUGGAGCCAGAUUGCUGCGGAGUCGUCAGGGCCACAGUGCUCCACCCACCACGAUCCAUCACCAUGGUAACGAUGGAAAAAAUGUCCUCAGUGCUGGUCAGGACGGGACACUGCAGUCUUUCUCCACAGUUCACGAGCGUUUCAAUAAGAACCUGGGUCACGGCUCCAUCAACAAAAAGAAAGAGCAGAGGAAGAAGAAGGGGUUGUCAUAUGAAGAGCUACGUCUUCCUGCCAUCACAGCGUUCUCCUCUGCUGCUGCUCGGCAGUCUGACUGGGACAGCAUUGUCGCCUGUCAUCGCGGUCGCCUAGCAACCACCACAUGGAACUACCAGCGUUGUACCAUGGGAGCUCACCACCUGCAGCCACCAGUCACUCUGAAGGACGCCAUUGCUACGGCUGUUGACAUCACUUCUUGUGGAAACUUUGCUGUGAUUGGUUUGUCUUGUGGCCGCGUAGAUGUCUACAACUUGCAGUCUGGCCUGCAUCGUGGUUGCUAUGGUGAUGAUGAGAAAGCUCACAGCGGGGUGGUGCGAGGUGUUGCCACGGACACCCUCAAUCAGCUGACACUCACUGCAGGCUCUGAUUGGCAGCUCAAGUUCUGGCGCUUCAAGGCCAGGAAACAGGAAGAGCAGCUGAAGCUAAAUGCUGCACCAGCUAGCAUGAAGCUACACAGAGCCAGCGGCAUGUUAGCAUUAGCCCUGGAUGACUUUACGCUGCUGGUGGUCGACAUAGAAACCAGACGGGUCGUCAGGAAGUUUGCAGGUCACAAAGGCAGCAUCAAUGACAUGACGUUCAGCCCUGAUGGUCGCUGGCUGGUUACUGUGGCAAUGGACUGCACUAUUCGUACCUGGGAUCUCCCCUCUGGAUGUCUCGUCGACUGUUUCCUGGUUGCUAUGGCACCAGUGGGUGUGUCCAUGUCACCGACCGGCGACUUCCUGGCAACAGCUCAUGUCGACAGUCUGGGCGUAUACCUCUGGACCAAUAAGAGUCUGUGUGGACCUGUGGGGCUGCGUCCCCUCCCAGUUGACUACGAACCAGCGGUGGAGACGCUGCCAGGUGUCACAGUGGACGCGUCAGAACAAGAAGCCACAGAGGAGCCUGAUGAUGCGUACAAGUCAGCUGAUCAGCUGGGGGCGGAGCUUGUGACUCUUUCUUUGCUGCCGGAGUCUCGAUGGAAAAGUCUGCUGCACCUGGACAUCAUCAAGAGGAGGAAUAAGCCUGUAGCGCCCCCUGCUGUUCCGGCUGCAGCUCCUUUCUUCCUGCCAACACUUCCUGGACUUGUACCUCGAUUCACGUUGCCGGUGGCAACCGAACAGGACACUCAGUCGAAGGUGCUGAGUUGGGGUUCGUUGUCUCAGAGGUCGGAGUUCAGCUCUGAGCUCGAAUCGGCUCUCCAGUCUGGAUCGUUCGAUCGCCCCGUGCAGCUCCUGAAGGAUUGUGGGCCAGCGGCGAUCUCCAUCGAGCUCUCGUCUCUGACGUCAGAGAGGGGCGGAGCCAGCAGCCUCCUGCUUGCCUUCAUUUACAUGAUUGACAGCAUGUUGGCCAGUGGGCGGGACUAUGAUCUGGCUCAUGCUUACCUGGCACUUUUCCUGAAGCUCCAUCUGCGCUUGUUGUCACAGGACUCUGUUGCCAUGGAAGCAUUGCUCCGCCUCUCCUCCCGUUUGGAGGCAGGUUGGGCAGAGCUGCGGGCAGAAUUUGACCAAUCACUGUGCCUGCUGUCAUAUGCCAGGAGUGCACUGCUGUGACACACACACACGCACACACACACACACACAGACAGUUUUGUAUUUUAUUAAAAUAUGUUGGAUGUCGA
Scatophagus argus is the source of this 2893-nucleotide messenger RNA. It is a transcript of the gene wdr36, whose product is annotated as WD repeat domain 36. The transcript is spliced from 22 exons. Gene Ontology annotation, cellular component: small-subunit processome; Pwp2p-containing subcomplex of 90S preribosome. The record is from RefSeq and is a predicted model, not a curated record. Gene Ontology annotation, biological process: rRNA processing. NCBI's taxonomy places the organism in Eukaryota, Metazoa, Chordata, Actinopteri, Scatophagidae. The coding region runs from base 165 to 2825 and encodes 886 amino acids. Gene Ontology annotation, molecular function: protein binding.